Molecule: messenger RNA, 444 nt
Organism: Striga hermonthica
Lineage: Eukaryota; Viridiplantae; Streptophyta; Magnoliopsida; Lamiales; Orobanchaceae
Source: the annotation of a GenBank genome assembly
AUGGACCUCAAAUCUCUUCCCCAACAACACAAUACAUUUUCCGGCCAUCCGCCACCACCGCCUCCCGGCGCUGGCCUGGCCCACCACCGGGCCGUCUUCCAUUGGGCCUUUUAUUGGGGCAAAGAGGCCCAAUUCCUUUUCAACCACUGGCCCGACAAUAGUUCGGCCAUGUACGCACUUUCCUUGAUACUCGUCUUCACUUUAGCAGCAACCGUCGAGUUCUUGUCCAAACUCGACAUUGUCAAAGAUGGCUCUAACCGGGUCAGCUCGAUUUUCUUCCGGGCUGGGAUAUCUGCUGUACGGGCCGGGUUUGCGUACAUGGUGGUUUUGGCCGUGAUGUCGUACAACGGUGGCGUGUUCAUUGCGGCCGUUUUGGGCCAUGCGGUUGGGAACGUUGCUGCUUUUACGAGUGGGCUGGUGAAGAAAGACGUUAGGCCCAACUGA